Molecule: messenger RNA, 2445 nt
Organism: Prunus avium (sweet cherry)
Lineage: Eukaryota; Viridiplantae; Streptophyta; Magnoliopsida; Rosales; Rosaceae
Product: protein PIN-LIKES 3-like
Biological process (GO): endoplasmic reticulum to cytosol auxin transport
Cellular component (GO): membrane
Source: RefSeq, a predicted model, not a curated record
ACCGAACUCUCCCUCGUAAGGACAAGGAACAUAGAUAGAAAAGAGUAGCGAUGGCGAGAGGGGUCCCGCAAUACCAAGAUUUUUCAGGCAGAUGAAGUCAUCAAUGGCAACCGGAAAACAACUGGAACGCAGAUAUAAAUUAGCUGUCGUUAUCUGAGCCAUCGACCAACACAAUAGACAACACGGGCCGACGCAAAUCAAAUGCAUACUCCUUUUUCUUAAAUUCAUGAAUAGGACUUGCUCGUGUUCCAUGCGCCGUAUAAUAUAUAUAAAUAUGUUCUUGGCUUCUUGUUGGAAACUUGAGUUUUUCUGCAACCAUAUUCAAGCAUUUCUUAUCAGAAGUCUAUGAGGAGGAGGAAUUCUGAAUUUUUAUGUCCUUCAUUUGAUUUAUUUCUUGAAGAAAAAAAUAUUUGGGAAAUUUCAAAUAGCAAAUAGCUAGGUACUCUGCUCUUCUCCGCUCUGCCGCGUCUACAGAUUCAUAGAGGAGAGGAGGUAAAUAAAGCUCAUUUCCAGGUCCAGAGCAGAGUGGUGAAGUGAGGGAUAAUAAUAACAAGUAUAAUUCAGGUUCAGCAAGGAUGGAGGUUUUGCAGCUCUUCAUCACCGCCUCAAUUCCGGUGUUGAAAGUGCUCUUGAUCACUGCGCUUGGUUCAUAUCUUGCGCUUGAUCACGUCAACAUUCUCGGGGAAGACACUAGGAAGCACUUAAACACGGUUGUAUUUUACGUAAUGAGUCCUGCCCUGGUGAGCAGCAACCUUGCGAGGACAAUAACAUAUGAAAGCAUGGUUAAGCUGUGGUUCAUGCCGGUGAAUAUCCUCAUCACAUUUAUUUUUGGUUCGAUACUAGGAUGGAUACUCCUCCUGCUAACAAGACCACCUGCACAUCUGCGAGGCCUUGUCUUGGGUUGCUGUGCUGCAGGAAAUUUGGGGAACUUACUCCUCAUUAUAGUCCCAGCUGUUUGUAAAGAAAAAGGGAGCCCAUUUGGAGCUCCUGAUGUCUGUCGUACUUAUGGAUUGGCUUAUGCUUCACUUUCAACGGCGAUAGGAGCCAUUUAUUUGUGGUCCUAUGUGUAUAAUAUUGUGCGGAUAUCUGCAAAGAGAGGCACCCAAGAUUCAACCCAGUCUCCGGUGAGAUCCUCCACACCGAACGAAAUAAGUUGCACUGAGCCUCUGCUUUCUUCAAAGGAAUCUGAGGUAGUGGAGGAAAAUGCCAAUCAUUAUGCACUGCCCUGCACUAUAACUGAGGAAAACGCUAAGAUGACAACUUCAGGUAAAAUAAAGCAACGUAUAAUUAUGGUGUUUGGAAAGCUCAAUCUGAAAACAAUAUUUGCCCCUUCUACUACUGGAGCAAUUGUUGGUUUUUCAAUCGGAGUCAUCCCUCAGAUUCGAAAAGCACUGAUAGGAGAUGGUGCUCCUCUACGGGUGGUUCAAGACACUGCUUCUUUGUUGGGAGAUGGAGCUAUCCCAACUCUCACUUUGAUAAUAGGAGGAAACCUACUUAAAGGUUUGAGAGGGCCAGGGAUGCAGAAAUCUCUGGUUGUUGGCAUCAUCAUUGUUCGUUUUGUUGCCCUGCCUCUUAUAGGAAUAUUGGUUAUUAAAGGUGCACUCAAAUUUGGGUUGGUGCACUCUGAUCCAUUGUAUCUGUUUGUUCUUUUGCUUCAGUUUUCACUCCCACCAGCGAUGAACAUAGGAACAAUGACUCAAUUGUUCGGAGCAGGAGAAAAGGAAUGUUCAGUUAUCAUGCUGUGGACUUAUGCUUUCGCUUCAGUAUCACUUACUUUUUGGUCCGCUUUUUUCAUGUGGCUUGUGGCCCGAUUGUGAAACAGCUUCAAAGCAUCCUCCAUCUGCUACCUGAACCGCAGAUGGAACGAAUGAGGUAGCUAUCUGUCCGGCUUGAAUCUUCUCCCAAACCACAUGACAAACAAUCUCAAUAUGUUUCGUUCGUUCAUGAUAAACUACAUUGGCAGCAAUAUAAGGGGUUGCUUGGUUGUCAAAGAACAACUUUGCAGGACCUAGAUUGGUAACUCGUUGAUCUUUCAAAAGAGAUCGCAACCAAGUCAGCUCACAAAUAGCAGCCGCAUGGAAUGAUAUUUUGCUUCAGCGGAUGAACGAGAUACUAUUUUCUAUUUCUUUGUCUUCUAGGAUAUGAGUGAAUCCUCAAGAAAAACACAAUAGCCUGAAGUGGAUCUUUUCUUCAUGGGGCAAUUUGCGCAAUUAGAAUCACAAUUACCUAUCAAAUGUAACUUACUCUUUGAAUAUAAGAGUAAUCCUUGACCUGGACCAGCUUUCAAAUAACAAAGAACACGUAAGUCGGCAUCGUCCUUGGUUGAUGUAUUAAUUGGCUUAGAAUAUUGACUGCAUAAGUAAUCUCUUGUCUAGUGAUGGUAAAGUAGAUUAAACGCCCCACCAAUCAUCUAAAUAGCAAAGGAUUGUUGAGAACUUCACCAUU